Molecule: messenger RNA, 1633 nt
Organism: Heteronotia binoei (common prickly gecko)
Lineage: Eukaryota; Metazoa; Chordata; Lepidosauria; Squamata; Gekkonidae
Gene: RAB37
Product: RAB37, member RAS oncogene family
Exons: 10
Coding region: 380-955 (191 amino acids)
Cellular component (GO): Golgi apparatus; endosome
Molecular function (GO): GTP binding; GTPase activity
Source: RefSeq, a predicted model, not a curated record
UGGGGAAGACGUCGCUGCUGGUUCAGUUUGACCAGGGCAAGUUCAUUCCUGGUUCUUUUUCUGCUACGGUGGGCAUCGGAUUUACCGAUAAGUCAUGUGGCAUCUUGCAUCCCAUGAAAGCUCCUUGGGUGGCAUCCAUUUCUUUGAUCUGAGCAACAGAACAAGUCCUGCUUAACAACUUCUCACACCAUGUUCCUGCCUUGUGAUCCUAGCCUGUCUGCCUUGCCUUGCCCUGUCUCACCUUGUUCCUGCCUUUUGCUUGCCGCUUUUCCUCCUCUCCUGCCCGGAUGGACUCUACUCAGCCCUGGCUUCCAUCUGCUUCUGAGUAGGCACCGCCCCAGCACAGAGUCGCCCUGCACAACAUUCACCCAAUCAGGUGAUGCUGCUUGGCGAUUCAGGCGUGGGGAAAACCUGCUUCCUCAUCCAGUUCAAAGAUGGGGCCUUCCUCUCUGGAACCUUCAUUGCCACCGUCGGCAUAGACUUUCGGAAUAAAGUGGUAACAGUGGAUGGUGUGAAAGUGAAACUCCAGAUCUGGGACACCGCAGGGCAGGAGCGGUUCCGGAGCGUGACCCAUGCUUACUACCGAGAUGCUCAGGCUCUCCUCCUCCUCUAUGACAUCACCAACAGAAUGUCCUUUGACAAUAUUCGGGCCUGGCUGACAGAGAUACAUGAAUAUGCUCAUAAGGAUGUGGUCAUUAUGUUGCUAGGCAAUAAGGCUGACGUGAGCAGUGAAAGAGUGAUAAGAACAGAAGAUGGGGAAUCAUUAGCCAGGGAAUAUGGAGUGCCUUUCAUGGAGACUAGCGCUAAAACUGGAAUGAACGUGGAACUGGCAUUUCUGGCCAUUGCAAAAGAGCUCAAGCAGCGAGCUGUGCAGCAGCCCAAGGAGCCCAGGUUCCAGAUCCAUGACUACAUAGAGUCACAGAAGAAGAGGACCAGUUGCUGUGGCUUCCUUUGAGGGAGCAGACCACCAAGCCAGUCAGAGAACCCAGUGCCAAAGAAGAGGUCACACAACAGACUGGCACAGUGGGGAUGCAGAGAGGAAGCUACGCUGGUGACCCUCUUCAAAGACAAUAUUUUUUGAGAGACAGUUGCUCAUAGAUUCUAAAAAAAUCAGCAUGUCGUACCUAUUCUCAAGAGUGUACGAGAGAGAACAUUCAGGGUCUCACUGCAAAAGCCAAAUACACCCUUCAGAACAGACCACGACCAGGACUGAAUGUGACCACCCCAUGCUUGAAAAUGGAGCUGGUCAGCAUCUGUAACAACACUUCCCAAGCUUACCCCUGGUGCAGCUGGAGAGAUUAGCCUUAGCAAAACAAAUCAGAUUUCCUUUGGUUAGCAGUCUCACACUAUCCUGUGCCAUAUACAGAAAACAGGUUCGGUAUGGAACAGCUAUAUAAUUUAGCUCCCCCAAGCCACUGGAAUUGGGCUAGGUUAGUUUCAGCAGCAGAAGAGAGGCCUAUACAAUCUCCUUUGGCAAAAAAUCCAGGGAAACUUUUUUCAUAAGGUCUGAGCAGUCUGAAGGGUUAACUGGAUAACACAACCGGUGGGGGAAAGCAACCCUUUUGCUUGAUCUUAAUGUUUUAUGUGAUGGAUGAAAUUAGCAGGAAUAUUCAGUAAAGAAAUAGUAGAUGUA